UCACAUGACCGACCAUCAUGGCGGCGCCCAUGAGGCUGUGCCGGGGCCUGGGGUUGCGCCCGCGAUGGUUGCGCCGGGGGCUUCCGCUGCUGUUCUCGAGGGUGCGGAGCGGCCGCCCGGCGGCGGCAGCAGCUGCUGGGAGAAGCCGGCUGUACGAGCACGCGCGGGGCGGCUGGACGGCGCGCCCGCAGCUGAACUUGGAGGCGCUGAGCGCGCAGCUGGGCGAGGCCGAGCGGGAGCUGGAGACGCGCAAGGGGCCUCUCGGGCCGCGGGACCUGCGCGAGAUUGUUGCCACUUGGCAGAGAUUAGUCGAGGUGCAAGAAGAAAUUGCAGUACUUGAAGCUGAGAAAGAGAAGGUGGCUGAAGAAGUGGGGAAUAUUGUGAAAAGCCAAGACAGAAGUACUUUGCAGUCGCACCCUGCCUACAAUGCGUUGCGGAAGCAGGGAAGGGACCUCCGCCUUCGCCUCAAUGCUUUGCGCCAGCAGGAGCUGGAGCUGGAUGAGAAAUACUACCAGCGCGCCCUCAGGCUGCCCAACAGGACCCAUCCAGAUGUGCCAAUUGGAGAUGAGAGCCAAGCGCGGGUGUUGGAGGUUGUUGGUGAAAAGCCAGCAUUUGACUUCAAGGUGAAAGGGCACCUGGAAAUUGGGGAAGACCUGGAUAUCAUAAGGCAAAGGCGCCUGUCUCACAUCUCGGGCUACCGGUCCUUCUACCUCCGUGGGGCAGGAGCAAUGUUGCAGCAAGCCUUGGUGCAGUUCACUUACAACAAGCUGGUGAAAAAGAGUUGUUUCCCAAAAUGUCCCAUCAUCUCACCACCGGCCCAGCUGCGGGCAAAAGCCUCUCUUCCACGACCUCUUCUCUGCGCCAGGACAGAAGAUGGCUUUAUCCCCAUGACUGUUCCAGAUCUGCUGAAAGGAGCUGUCUUUGAAGGUUGUGGCAUGCCCCCAGAAGCCAGCUCGUCCCUGCUGUACAACAUAGACCCUUCUCGCUUCGAAGACCUAAGCCUGGCAGGCACGUCCGAGGUUGGCAUUGCAGGGUACUUCAUGGAUCAUGCGGUGAAUCUGAAAGACACCCCCGUCAGAACAGCGUGUGUCAGCACGUGCUACAGGGCGGAAACAGAAACUCGCCAUGAGUCGUGGGGACUGUAUCGAGUGCACCAGUUCACCAAGGUGGAAAUGUUUGGGGUCACUGCCAACGAGACGGGGUUCGAAAGUGAGGCCCUGCUGGACGAAUUCCUGGCCGUGCAGAAGGAGAUCUUCUCUGAGCUGGGACUUCACUACAAGGUCCUGGAUAUGCCCACACAGGAACUGGGCCUACCUGCAUACAGGAAAUUCGACAUUGAGGCCUGGAUGCCCGGCCGGGACAAGUAUGGAGAGAUCUCCAGCGCCUCCAACUGCACAGACUAUCAGAGCCGCCGGCUGAACAUCAUGUACUACAACCAGGAAGGCCGUCUGUCUUAUGCGCACACGGUCAACGGCACAGCCUGCGCUGUUCCCCGGAUGCUGAUUGCCCUCCUGGAAUCCAACCAGCUGAAGGAUGGCAGCGUUCGGGUACCAGACGUCCUCCAGCCGCUGAUGGGCACAGAGAUCAUCGGCAAGCCCAGCUACACUCCGCUGAAAUACAUCGGCCCAAACCAGCCCAAAAGACACUGAACACCCCCCAAAUCCUGGGGUGCCUUGGAAAAUCGGAGAGGAUCAAGAAGUCCAGAGACCCAGGAGAGGAAGGAAGGAUGAGCGCUUGAAUAGUGACGCUACCUUGUGGGUGGGGUGGGUGACUUUGGACUGGGGCGGGGGGCCUGAAAUGCCAGCGAGGUGACCUUAGCCCAAACUGGGCACUGUGGAGAGAGAGAGCUCACCUCUUCAGGGUAGAGGGGAAUAUGAGCCGUCCUUCCCAAAGUGAUAUUCGUGGACCCAGAGCGCUUCCAGAAAAGGCUGGCUGUGAAGUCCCAACAUGUGACUUUGCCCUUCCCUGAAGUUCCUGCCAUUUCCCCCUCAUCCAGACUCCGGUUAGCGGCUUCCUCUAUUGUCUUAACCUCUAUUGUAUUUCGUUGGUGGGGAAGCGGGGUACAUUGAUCAGAACCGUCGACGGAACAGAGAAGACAUUCGCCCAAUAAAAAUCGCUAAUGAAAACGUC
Molecule: messenger RNA, 2130 nt
Organism: Podarcis muralis (Common wall lizard)
Lineage: Eukaryota; Metazoa; Chordata; Lepidosauria; Squamata; Lacertidae
Source: RefSeq, a predicted model, not a curated record